Messenger RNA from Suillus subalutaceus, 1476 nucleotides. Its product is annotated as CyP450 monooxygenase. Bases 1 to 1476 code for a protein of 491 amino acids. The transcript is spliced from 14 exons. The record is from RefSeq and is a predicted model, not a curated record. Lineage: Eukaryota; Fungi; Basidiomycota; Agaricomycetes; Boletales; Suillaceae. Gene Ontology annotation, molecular function: monooxygenase activity; oxidoreductase activity, acting on paired donors, with incorporation or reduction of molecular oxygen; heme binding.
AUGUUGCUGGUCCUGGUCAAGGAAGUCAGCUGGGCUGCCCCUUCCGCCGGGACCCGCGAUCACUGCCAUUCAUUGGGAACAUUGGUGACAUCGACGUAUGAAUGGAAGGAGAAAUAUGGUCCCAUUGUAUCAUGUCGUCUGAUCGGCCAGACCGUCGUCAUAAUCAACUCUGAGAGAGUUGCACGGCAACUCCUUGAUCAACGCUCAGCGAUAUACUCUGACCGUCCUGCAGGUCCUGUGCCCAGACUUUUUGGCAUAGAUUUCAUCACGGCAUUUCUUCCGUAUGGAGAUACACUCCGGCUUCAUCGACGAUUGUUUCACCAAGCAUUGCGAUCUGACGCAGCAGAUUCUUAUCGAGAUCUCUACUUAACCAAGGCUCGCCAGCUGUUGUCUAACCUUCUUGACUCUCCUGAGGCGUUCGAGAAGCACCUUUUCCUGUACACUGCUUCGAUUAUCAUGUGCGUAACGUACGGACAUGAUAAAGUCUCUUGGGAUGCUCGCCCGAUUAAAUCGGUCGCCGAACUUCUGGAGCUAAUAAAUGUUGGCCUUCCACCUGAAAGGAGUGCAAUACUCACGGCAUUCCCUAUACUUACGCGACUACCUGCCUGGUUUCCGGGUGCAGCAUUCCAGCGUAUUGCGCAGCGUACGCGAAAGCUCGCACUUGAGUCCAUGAACGAACCAUUUGAAUACGUAAAAAGGAAUAUGGCCGCUGGAAAUGCACCGAAGUCAAUGGUGUCGGAUCUUUUGUCUGAAAUGGGCGAGGGAAAGGAGGCUUUUCCAGAACAGGCAGUGAAAGAAGUUGCCUUGACCGUCUUUGUUGGACGAGCCAACAUACAUACGUUCAUAGCUGGGUUUGAUACGAGCUCUUCCACGUUGUCUUCUUUCAUACUAGCGAUGGUUUUGCAUCCCGAGGCUCAGCGGCUCGCUCAACAAGAAAUUGAUUCUGUCGUUGGCGUUGAUAGACUGCCGGAUUUUUAUGACCGACCAUCUUUGAAGUACGUGGAGGCAGUUUUCCGGGAAACUAUUCGUUGGCAUGUCGUUGCACCACUUGGUCUUCCUCAUGCAACAUCAAGCGAUGACGUCUUCGAGGGCUAUUUCAUUCCAAAAGGCUCUCUCAUUAUGCCUAAUAUAUGGGACAUGUCCAGAGAAGGACACGAUGAUCCUGAUGUUUUCAGACCCGAAAGGCACUUUGCAAGUGACGGGACGCUUUUACCAGACACGAUAGCGGCCAAACCUAUGUGGGGUUUUGGAAGGAGAGGGUGCCCAGGGCGUUUCAUUGCCGAAGCUGCAACCUGGAGUGCGGUGGUGCACCUCCUUGCAGCGUUCCGGAUAACAAAAGCAAAGGAUGAAGCAGGGAAAGAAAUUGAAGUGAAAGAAGAGUUCACAUCUGGAGUGGUCUGCCGACCCGUGCCGUUUCAAUGUUCCUUUGUCCUCCGAUCGACGGGAAGGGAGAAGGCUAUCCGCUUGGGUGAUUAA